This is a messenger RNA of Haliotis rubra (blacklip abalone), 2464 nucleotides long. Its product is annotated as acetylcholinesterase-like. The record is from RefSeq and is a predicted model, not a curated record. Gene Ontology annotation, molecular function: cholinesterase activity. The coding region runs from base 294 to 2180 and encodes 628 amino acids. NCBI's taxonomy places the organism in Eukaryota, Metazoa, Mollusca, Gastropoda, Lepetellida, Haliotidae. The transcript has 4 exons.
CAUCAAACAUUGAUUAAAACUUUCUUUUGUUCAGUAAUGAAUAGUUAAUAUCUGAUUCCGAACGAUGUAUUAACAUUUGAAAGCUCGUUGUAUUUUAAAUGUUGUAUACGUGACCUACUUUCUUCUGAAUGACAGUGAUAAACUGUACCAAUAACGACGAAACGUAAUAAACGGAGCCUUUGUUCCUUCCUCUUGUGUCAUUCGUGAACUGAAUAUUUAAUUUCAGUUCGCAGCAUGGUGAUAAAAGAUAUACACGUUUAAUCGCCUCUGUGCAGCUGGGCCAUUGGUUUCUGAUGACGUCAAAUGCAUAUCGAGUUCAAGUACAACAGGUUUGGCAACCCUCACGCAUAUCUGAAUACACAAAACGUGAAAGGUUUUCAACGAGGGCGACGGCUGAGAACACACAGGGACAAACCAUGACGCAAAUACUGUUGUUCACCGUGGUCCUGUCCCUUCUCACAACACCACAGAGAGCGUCAGGACAGGAAGUUAACACCACGCAUGGCAAAGUUGUUGGUCUGAGAUCUUCCGUCUUUGGCAAGACCAUCGACACAUAUUAUGGUAUUCCUUAUGCCAGACCACCCAUAGGUGAUCUCAGGUUCAAGUACCCUCAACCAAUGGACUCUUGGAGACCGGAAGUCAAGGAAGCACAAUCAAUGAAACCAUCUUGCCAUCAAGCAGUUGAAUCUGCAUACGGAAUGCUCUGGAGAGCAAUUCCCCCCUCCUUCAGUGAGGACUGUCUCUACAUCAAUGUGUGGGCACCAGGUAAUGUCACAGCAACAACAAAACUCACAACCAUGGUUUGGAUCUAUGGCGGAGGCUUUACGACCGGAUCUAUCAACAUGCCUUUGUAUAAUGGUCAGUAUCUUGCUGCUGAAAACAACGUCAUCGUAAUGUCCAUGAACUAUCGUUUAGGAGCUCAUGGAUUUCUAUAUCUUGGACCUGACAGGUUUCCUGGUAACCAAGGUCUCAUGGAUCAGGCUCUUGCUCUGCAGUGGAUUCAGAACAACGUUGGAAGAUUCGGUGGAGAUACAAACAUGAUCACCUUAUUUGGAGAAAGUGCAGGUGCAGCCUCGAUUGGUCUUCAUUUGUUAUCCCCAAUAUCACGUGACCGCUUCACUCGUGCCAUUCUUCAAAGCGGGGCCCCAAAUGCAAUGUGGACAUCUACUGAACCGUCGAAGGCUAUCAGCAGCACAAGAAGACUCGCAGAGCUGUCGAACUGUAGUGCAAAAUCGGAUGCUGACAUUUUCCAAUGCAUCCGAGUUCUACCACCAGAAACGGUAAUACAAAAUCAAGCACUCGUUCCUAUUGAUGGCUCUGCACAAUUCAGUCCAGUCGUAGAUGGCUAUUUCUUACCCGAUUCCCCAGCAUCACUCAUUGAAAAAGGACAAAUGAAGCAAGUGGAAAUCCUUCUUGGGGUGAACAAAAAUGAAGGCACGUCAUUUCUCAUAGGGCGUCUGCCUACAAUAUUUUCUCCAUUUACAACUCAACUUAAUGUCAGCAGAACACAGUUCCUAACGACUGUACAAACCUUAACCAGGGGGCGGUCGUCUAACAUUGUCAAAGCUAUUAUAGCUCAGUAUGCUGAUAUCUAUGUCCCUUCUCUACAUCCAAACUACGUGGACAGUGCUGACGGCGUCCUUGGAGACAGUUUCUUUAAGUGUCCAGCUACCAAACUGGCUGCUUCACAUUCUGCAAAUAACAGUGUUUACUUGUACUCUUUUAAUCAUAUGAUCCCAUCGUUGCCACCACCACAAUGGAUGGGAGUUCCUCAUACGUUCGAGAUAGAAUCGGUGUUCGGGCAUCCUCUCGGGGAUGCCUUUACUUCGACAGAUGUGGAUAAGUCAAUAAGUCGAAGCAUGAUGACUUACUGGGCGAAUUUUGCUAAAACUGGAAACCCCAACCUCCCGGAAACACCAAACUACCAAUGGCCGACGUACAACAGGAUGGAUGAACGUUUCCUGGUCUUCUCCUCGUCCGGACUGACCACAGAGCAGGGCAUGAGAAAGCAGCAGUGUGUGUUCUGGAACACUCUCUUGCCAUUGAUCUCAGAGACCAAAGAAGACACAUCUACAGGCACAACAACUGAUGUUUACAGAUGUCACACCAGUGGAAGCAGGAUGCCAUUCACUGUGAACACGUGUCUCAUUGCUGUACUUGCAGCAUUAGUGAGUGUGUAAACAUGGAGCGAUCACCACAAUGUUUUCACUGAAAAAUCACCAAAAUAUUCCUGAGAAGAGAGGCUCGUGCAACGUAAUCAUGGGAUAAUACAAAGAUUAAUUGAUGACUACCUCUCAUAGAUCUCAAAUUCAAGUGACAUGAAUUGUAACACACGAUUCGAAAGAGAUCAAUUUGACCGUUGGUUUAUAAUUCCAAAUCAUGUUUCGUAAAACAGCUUGUUGAAAUCCCAGCCAGAUUACAUUAAUUUUCUUCAUUAUGUACUAACACGGAUGUUUACCUUAUU